Molecule: messenger RNA, 6153 nt
Organism: Cucurbita moschata (crookneck pumpkin)
Lineage: Eukaryota; Viridiplantae; Streptophyta; Magnoliopsida; Cucurbitales; Cucurbitaceae
Product: homeobox-DDT domain protein RLT2-like
Exons: 20
Coding region: 754-5883 (1709 amino acids)
Biological process (GO): regulation of transcription by RNA polymerase II
Molecular function (GO): DNA binding
Source: RefSeq, a predicted model, not a curated record
ACCCCAGCAUUUAAAAUCCUAAACCCCAUCGAUUCCCACUUUAAUUCUUACUAAAAUUAAAAAAGAAAAGAAAAACAAAAAUAAAAUAUGACUGUGAUCACAGAGAGCUGGGUUCAUCACAGGCAUUGCAAUGGCAAAUGUUUUUGUUUUCCUUCUUCUUCUUCUCUGUAUUUAAUCCUUAAAUCAAACUGGGUUCGCUUAUUAUAUUUUUAUUCAUCUCAGUUCCAACAUCAAUUUCAAUGGCGAGAAAUUUUUUCUGACUCGCCACUGCCUCUUCUGCUACUGCUACUGCUACUGCUGCUUCCUAUGCUUUCACUACUGUUUGAUUUUGGGUUCUGUUUCCCUUUUUUCCUUUUUUUCUUUUCCAUUUUUUGUUCGUUUCCAGUCAUGCCCACAUCUCAGUCACACUUGCUUCUCUUGUUUUGAUUCUCCCUAGAGAGAGAGAGAGACGUCUAUCUAUCACUCUUGAUGGAACGAAACCUUCCGUCAAAACCUAAUUCCAUUAUUCUUUAAUGGGAGAGAAUGCUUUAAGAUCACCAAAAGAUAUGUAGCUCUCUGCUUCCUCUACCCUCUUCUUUUUCUCUUUUGUUUGCACUUGCCGUGAUUCUCUGGGAUUUUUCCUUUUUCGGGUAUGAAAUGAAUUUAAUGGGUGAGAGAUUGAGUAUUGUGUGGUGGUAACUUGGGUUUGGCUGUUUUGUUAUUUUGGGCUUUCUGGGUGGGUUGGGUGAGGAUUGGAGCUUUGUCUUGUUGACAAUGGAGGUUAGUUCUGAGGGAGAGAAGAAGCCACCACCACCUGUGGAGGCGACGAAGACCAAAAGGAAAAUGAAGACUGCUUCGCAAUUGGAAAUUCUUGAGAAGGCUUAUAUGGUGGAGCCUUAUCCAUCGGAAGCACUACGAGCUGAGUUGUCGGUGAAGCUGGGAUUGUCGGAUAGGCAAUUACAGAUGUGGUUCUGUCACCGGAGGUUGAAAGACCGGAAGCCGCCACCAGUUAAGCAACCAAGGAUGCCUUCUCCAACCAUGACGGUAGCUGCAGAUGUGAACCCAGUUGGGGGAAGUGGUGAGAAGAAUGAGAGCACUUCAGGAUUGGGGAAAGGGUCAAAUGCCUAUGCUCAUCCAGUGGACGUGAGGCCUGGAGUGGCUGUUGCGAGGAUUGGCCUUAACUUACCUUCAAUGAACAAGUUCUAUGAGUCGCAGCAGUCUAUUGCAGAGCUUCGGGCCAUUGCUUUAGUAGAGGCUCAGCUAGGAGAAGCUUUGAGGGAGGAUGGACCAAUUCUUGGCAUGGAGUUUGACCCUCUGCCACCAGGGGCAUUCGGGGCACCGAUAGGAGUCACUGCUGUCAGUGAUGAUGAGAAGAAAACCGGACAGUUUUUUGAGGGUAGUAAGCAAAGAGAUAUAGAGCAGAUUGAGCAUCAUCAGAUGUCUGGGAGAACUCUGCACGAAUACCAGUUUCUUCCAGAACAGCCAACUGCAAAAUCUGAUGAACGCGAGAGAGAUACCUCAUCUUACCAGUAUGGUACUCAUGCAAAUGUUCAUAGUAUCAGCAGGACUCUGCCGAUGGCUUCUGGACACUCAUUUUUGCAUGGACAUGAACAAAUGUCCUCCAGCUAUUGUUCUCAAGUUCAGAUGCCCAACCUGAAUAUAGUUGCUCAGCAAAGCAGACGGAGCCACAACUUAUUAUCUUCCAUGGGCGAGCAUGAUAAUAGUUUAUGCAGGAGUUCUCUUGUAAAUAUUUCUAUGAAUCCUCUAUAUGGCACUCACUCAACUUCUCAUCCAGAAUUUACAUCCGUUCUAUCUGAUAAGAGGGUCGUUCGUGGAAACAAUGUUGUAUGGAUUGAAAAGAAGAGCAAGAAUGAUGAGGCCAGAAUAGCACGGGAAGUUGAAGCUCAUGAGAAAAAGAUGCAGAAAGAACUAGAGAAACAAGAUGCUCUGAGGAGAAAGAGAGAAGAGCAGAUAAGGAAAGAAAUGGAAAGGCAUGACCGAGAAAGGCGAAGGGAAGAAGAAAGACUGUUGCGUGAGAAGCAAAAGGAGGAAGAAAGAUGCCUAAGGGAGCAAAGGCGUGAAAUGUUGAGGAGAGAGAAGUUCUUGCAUAGAGAGUCCAUUAGAGCUGAGAGAAUUAGACAGAAAGAAGCACUGCGCAGGGAAAGAGAAGCAGCAAGGCUUAAAGCUGCCAAUCAGAGGGCCGCUGCUCGCCAGAUGGCUAAGGAAUCAACAGAACUUGCUGAGGAUGAACGCCUGGAACUCAUGGAGUUAGCUGUGUCAAGCAAGGGAUUACCUUCAAUAAUGUCUCUUGAUCAAGAAACUUUAGAAAAUCUGGAGUUAUUUAAAGGUAUGCGGCCAAACUUUCCACCUGAAUCUGUGCAAAUGAGAAGGCCUUUUCCAGAUCAUCCUUGGAUUGAAUCUGAAGCGAAUGUGGGAAACCUUCUCAUGGCGUGGAAGUUCUUGGUUACUUUUGCUGAUGUUCUUGGCCUUUGGCCUUUUACUCUUGAUGAGUUUCUUCAAGCUUUUCAUGAUCACGACUCGAGGUUAUUAGGUGAAGUACACAUUGCUGUUCUGAAAUGCAUCAUAAAGGAUGUUGAGGAUGUUGCUAGAACCUCCUCUAUAGGUCUAGGAUUCAAUCAGAGUAGUGGUGCCAACCCUGGAGGUGGCCAUCUGCGAAUAGUUGAAGGGGCAUAUGCUUGGGGUUUUGACAUAUGCAGCUGGCAGCAACAUUUAAAUCCUUUAACAUGGCCUGAGAUACUUAGACAGUUGGCCUUAUCAGGCGGGUUUGGUCCUCAACAGAGGAAAGGGGGGAAUGCUGAACCAGCACAUCAUGAUGAAAAUGAGCAGGGUAAUGAUGUUGCAGACAUCAUUUCAAAUUUACGCAAUGGUUUGGCUGCAGAAAAAGCUGUUGCUAUAAUGCAAGAAAGGGGAUUCUCCAAUCAACGCAAAUCUAGGCAUCGAUUGACUCCUGGAACUGUAAAAUUUGCAGCUUUCCAUGUUCUUUCUCUUGAAGGAAGCAAAGGUCUUAAUAUUGUUGAAGUUGCAAAUAAAAUUCAGAAAUCUGGACUUCGGGAUCUUACAACAAGCAGGACACCUGAAGCAUCUAUUGCUGCUGCAUUGUCUAGAGACUCAAAAUUAUUUGAAAGGACUGCUCCUUCAACGUAUUGUGUCCGCUCUCCCUAUAGGAAAGACCCUGGCGAUGCAGAUGCCAUACUUUCUACUGCAAGGGAGAGAAUUCGCACAUUCAAAAGCGGGAUUUUGGAUGGGGACGAUGCUGAAAGAGAUGAUGGCUCAGAAGUUGAUGUUCCUGAGGAUGCUGAAGUUCAUGAUUUGGGCACUGGAGGAAAUUUAACAAAACAACAUCAAAGUCCUGAAGUAUGCCCUCUAGAUGAAAUGACUUCUGUUGCAAGUGGAAAUGGAUGUAAUGAGAUUAGUGAUAUUUGUAAAGUCGGUAUGGCGAAUGGUGGUCCUUAUACAGCUAUCUUGGACAUCAAAGGUAGGGUAAAGGGGGAAGAAAGUCCUCCCAUUGAACAACCUAUUUAUAUUUCUGGAAUUUGCAUUGGUCAAUAUCAAGAAGAUUCAACUUCUGAUGAAGGUGAUCAUGGUGAACCUUGGGUCCAGGGUCUUACUGAGGGAGAGUAUUCUGAUCUUAGCGUUGAGGAGCGACUUAAUGCACUAUGUUCAUUAAUUGGAGUGGCACUUGAAGGAAACUCAAUGCGAACCGUCCUUGAAGAGCGUCUAGAGGCUGCAAAUAGUUUGAAGAAGCAAAUGUUGGCAGAGGCGCAAAUUGACAAGCGACGUGUCAAAGAAGAGUACGUCUUGCAGAUCCAUGACUCUUCGAGUGUGGGAAACAAGUCUGAAUUUAAAACUAUGUCGUCAUUGGAUGCAACAAGGCUCAGUGCAAUUCUAAAUAUUGGGGAAGAAAAUAGAGAAGGACCAUUAGACACUGGUUUUCAGCAAGAGGACUGUCAUAGUUCACAUAAUAAUUGCCCCUCGGAAGGACUGCAAGUGCAAGAUGUACUUGUUGAGGCAGAUAAUUCACAGCUUCAACAUUCAGUAGUAGCGGUUGAAAAGUCAAGGUCACAAGUGAAAUCUUAUAUUGGACACAAAGCAGAAGAGAUGUAUGUGUAUAGGUCUUUACCUCUUGGUCAGGAUCGAAGGCGUAAUCGAUACUGGCAAUUUACUUCAUCUGCUUCUCGAAAUGAGCCUGGUAAUGGCAGAAUUUUUGUUGAGUUGCAUAAUGGGUCUUGGAGGCUUAUCGAUUCUGCUAAGGGAUUUGAUGCUCUCUUAGCUUCUUUGGAUGUCCGUGGGAUCAGGGAAUCUCAUUUGCAUCUCAUGCUACAAAAAUUAGAAAAAUCUUUUAAAACAGCUACUAGGGGGAAUAUACUGCAAGAUAGCCAGAGGACGGGUGAAGAUGCUGCUGGCCAGCAUUGCAAUGCUCAUAAUAAUGGUCCUAGUAAUACUGUAUAUGCAGAUAACCAUGAUGGAUUUGAAAGUUCAACAUCCUUCAGAAGUGAGGCUGAAGAAACUGGUUCAGAUACGACUGAAUCAUUAAAGAGAUACCUUGAUUUCGAGAGCUGGAUGAGGAGAGAGUGCUUCAGUCUUUCAGUUCUAUCCGCUAACAAACAUGGAAAGAAGCAGGGCACACAAUUACUAGAGAACAUUGGUCUAUCUUGGUGUUCAUCUUCCCCCUUGAGGAUUAGAUUACUUAAGAUGCUGUUGACUUUGAUUGAGGUUUCCAUUCCAGGGGAAGCUUUUCAACCAUCCUGGACAGAUUUCGAAAGAAAAACUUGGAGUUCGAAACUUCUGUCUUCAUCCUCUGCUGAGGACGUUCUUCAGAUUCUGACUCUGUUGGAGAAUGGCAUUAAGCGAGACUUUAUGUGGUCUAACUAUGAGACCACCUAUGAAUUGUUGGCUUGUUUCAACCCAACAGGAAGUUACACUUGUCAUAGUUCUUUCCCUGAAACAGUACCAGUUCUUCCAUGGAUACCACUUACAACGGCUGCUGUGGCCUUGAGGCUUUUGGAAUUCGAAGCUUCCCUCUCUUACAUUCUGCAGCAGAAAGCUGAGUCUCAAGCUCAGGGGUCAAUGGACAUAAAACCCUUAUCAGAUUCUGCAACUGCUGUAAUUUCAAAUGAGCAUGUCAAAGAAGCAAACUUGAUAUAUGGCGGGGUUGGACCCUCAAGCUCUGAUUAUGGACAACUAGAUAGCAAAAGAGGACAUGGACGUAUCAGAGGUGGAAAAUCACAUAAAAGAACCAAUAGCAUGAGGCCUGUAUCUGAUAAGAGUACUGGCAACAACCGAAACAACCGAAAAAUAUUAAGGCAGGUGCUAAUGUGGGAGGACGGACAAAUGGAAGAACAGGGAGGAUUUAGGCGCGGUCGUCGGAGUGCUAGAAGCAGGCAAAAAUCAGGAAGGAAGAUCAAGUUUGGCUCUGAGGGAGGUCAUCCUGAAGAAACUAUCAAUGAAACAUCAAAAUUAUCUCUGGACAACAGUCAUGAAUGGAAUGAUGAUCAGAACAUAAGGAUGCUGCAACGAAGUGAUGGAAGUCCAAAUAGUUCUGAUAGGUUGAUUUCCAUUGAUAACAGUGGUAGAGUUGAAUACGAUGAUAUGCUGGUAGAUGACCGUGCUCGAUCUUGGCAAGCUGGCUAUCUACCGACUAGCCGAAGUUACAAAAUGGAUGAAGACAGAGAGGAUGAUCUCUCUGCUGGAGAGAGGGGUAAUACCAUGGACAAAGAAUACAAAGAGUAUGAUCUUUCUGAUGGAGGGAGGGGUAAUGUCAUGGACGAGGAACGAGAUCUUUACGUUGAACACUAUACGGAUGGGGAGUACAAUGAAGAAAGUAACAGGAAUUUAGAGGAUAAUAUGGAAUUGCAAUCCGCCUCCUCAGAUUACAGUAACUGAAACAGGAUUUGUGUUCUUUGUUGGAUUUAAAGGCAGUGGCACAAUCCUGAAAAUGGAAGUGGAUAGCCCACCUAAGGACUGAUGCAGUGUCAUUGUACAAUACCAUCCUGUUCAUCUUGCAAGCUGAAGCUGAUGAUUAAUAAGAACAUGUACGUUUUCUAACAAAAGAACAGACUUUGUCAUUUUAAUAGCUUUAUUGUCACCGCCACAAUGAAUGUACAUCGCCCUCUUUUCAAUAGGUAUGAUAUGAGAUAACUAAAAUAGUUCUAC